AAUGCGGAUCGUCCAUGUUACGUUUGGAAUUUUCCAAUGGCAAGCUCGCUAGGCUCCUUUUCGCCGUACAUGUUAGUCCUGCGAAUGUUAUAUCCGUACUUUUGCUGCUCGUAUUGUCGAACGACGAGCUCGUUUUCUCCUCCAUAACUUCAAUACGGUCCGUGCGUCAGAAAACUCACCGCCCUCGGGGUGCUGCACCGGCGUGAACAGCAUAGCUCCGAGAAGCCAUACAUUCUGCGAAGCGGCUCGGAGACAGACACAAUCUGUUGCUUCUCUCGGUAUUUAGUUUCUACCUUCUGAAUCACCGUUCCUCGAAUUGACUGAGUUCUCACACCUUUGCUUUUCGUAAAGAGUAGGACUACCAGACGCCCGACGCCCGUCUUGGUUCAUCUCAUUACCAACCUUCUAUCUCUCGUCCUGGGACUCUCCUGCUGUACACAAUGAACAGUCAGUCGGCUCAGUUAGCACCGCCAGGUCGCCGACGCUCCAUUUCGGACCCUCUGUCUGCUGCACUUCUGCCUCCGCCGAAUGAGUCUCCAGAAGAUCGCGAGAAAAGACUCAAAGCGGAAGCAGAGGCCAAGAAACGUAGCGAUAACAUCGACAGAAUGCUGCGCGAAGGGGAGCGCCAGAACCGCAGAAAGAAGGUCGUCAAAGUCCUACUUCUUGGUCAAAGUGAAAGCGGAAAAUCCACAACGCUGAAACAGUUCCAGUUACUUCACGCGCCCGCUGCCUUCCACGCAGAGAGGAUAGCAUGGAGAUUCGUGAUAUAUCUCAAUCUGUUGCAAUCCGUCCGCCGGAUCCUCGAGGCGAUUUCUCCGGAAGCUGAUGCGUUGGCAAACGGACUGGAUGACCUCGACGAGGAUGACACUGGCUCGACGACAUCGAUCAUCAUAAGUGCACCUAGCGGGUCCUCGUCGUCCUACGGAACCCAAGUACCCAACUACGAGAGCUACCGUAGACGCCUAUCGCCACUAGUCGACUUGGAACUCAGACUAAUCCAGCAACUAUCCGACCCUGACGAUAAUGACGGAUUUGAGGCUACUCAUCUUCCUUGGAGCCAUCAACAACAACCAUGGAGUCCAGGUGGAGAGAUUUCCCCAAUGUCGAUGAACUUCUACGGCUCUGGACAACCAAUACCCAAGAUCAAUAUACCCUCCGGCUCACGCUCCUCACCCGCCUCGCCGACCUCACUCGCUUCGAUGUCCAGUCAUCAAGAGCUGGCUGUGCCAACAACGUUCAACUGGAAGAAAGCCUUCGCCCUCGGGAAGAUCCAGAGUCCAAAGAACGCACAUUCCGGCGAAUUACAAGGAUGGUGGGAGGACCCAGAUGAUCCUGUACAUGUGCUGUAUCGAUGUGCUCCUGCUAUAACCGAGCUUUGGCGAGACCCGAAAGUGAAGCAAAAGCUUGUGGAGAAGAGGCUUCGAUUGGAGGAGAGUAGUGGAUUUUAUCUAGACGAGAUCGAUCGGAUUACUGCCAAGAUGUAUUUCCCGACGGACGAUGAUGUAUUGAAAGCACGGUUGAAGACGACUGGCGUCGUUGAACAUACUUUCAAUAUGCCCAAGAACAGCGAGUUCCGCGGCGUCGAGUGGAAGAUAUACGACGUAGGAGGGUCGAGACCUCAGAGACACGCGUGGGCGCCAUAUUUCGACGAUGUCAAUGCUAUCAUUUUCCUUGCUCCGAUCAGCGCUUUCGACCAAGUUCUUGCAGAGGAUUCUUCAGUCAAUCGCCUCGAAGACUCCAUGCUUCUUUGGAAGUCCGUUGUUUCGAACCGCCUUCUGGAAAAUGUCAACAUAAUUCUAUUCCUAAACAAAUGUGAUUUAUUGAAGACAAAAUUGGAGAGUGGAGUGCGACUAUCCCAUCACUUACCCGCUUACUCAAAUCGUCCCAACGACUACGAAUCCGUAUCCAAAUAUUUCCGCAACAAGUUUGGUGCCGUUCACCAGUCCUAUACCCCAAACAGGGGGAGAGAACUCUACAUUCACCUGACCUCUGUUACUGACACUCGGCGUACACGAGUGAUCAUUUAUAAUGUUCGUGAUAUGAUUCUUACUGGGAACCUGAAGUCGUCAUCCUUGAUGUGAAGACCUUGUCCGAUACACGCCUAAACACACUGUCCGCUAUAUCUCUCUGGUUGUUCCUUUAUGCUUUCGUUCUCUAGUACGUUAUAACUCGUCUCUUGUUGAUUAAUGCUUUGGGAUCCUCUUGCUUUCCAUGCUCUUCACCAUACUGUACUCCUUUACGCUAUAAAUCCACUUCGACCUGAAGAAAGCUGAUGUACUCUUGUUCUUGUUAAUCUUGUGAUCCGCUUCCCUUCAUACUGUAGCCUUGCUUACCUGUAUUUGAGGUAUCCUGCGGCAUUUCUUUCGACUUCCCGUCCCGCACGGAGUUCCGAAUGGUGCUGAACUUGAACGAUGGCCUUGACAAUAUUAGUAUCUUUGAACCCACCCGCUUUCACGA
Somion occarium is the source of this 2457-nucleotide messenger RNA. The record is from the annotation of a GenBank genome assembly. NCBI's taxonomy places the organism in Eukaryota, Fungi, Basidiomycota, Agaricomycetes, Polyporales, Cerrenaceae.